AUGUUUCUGUGUGUCGGGCAGCAGGGCAGUCUCGAAGAGGUGGCCACGCCUAUUUGUGGCCUGCUGAUGACAUCAUCUGAGCAGAAAGACGAUUUUCAAACAAUUCUGCAACAGAUAAAAUCACAAGAAGACAGCAGCAUGUUUCAGACAGAGCCUGAAGCGAUGGCAAAUCACAUGAAGCUCCAGGUUGAUGCCUUCAUUACCUCAUGUCAGAGACUGGAUGUGCCUGAAGACACAGCCCACCUGGUCGUUAUACAGAAAGAGGAGCUACAAAAGAAGCUGAGACAAAUCAUGUUGAACAGUAUACACCAGUUUGAUGGCCUAUUUACACUGAAAGAGAACUGGAAUAAAGCUUUGGAAAAAUUAGAAAGCAUCUACCUCCAAUGUCAACAGCAGCAUCUCAACACCAAACACCAUCUAGCAAAUGUAGUAAGACAGCUGGAGCUCCAGAAAGUGCUGAAGGACGAGGCUGAGGAAAGAGUCUUAGAACAGGAUUAUAGGGCAGCAGAAGCUGAGAAAGGAGCUAAAGAGGCAAAGAAGACGGCAGCUGUCUCCUGGUGGAGAGCAAUGAAAGUGGAGGAUGAUAAGAUUAAAGCCAGAGAUGAGGCAGCUAGGCUGAAGAAUAGGCUCUUGGAAACCGAAGGAAGACUGUUGCAAGCCCAAAGAACAAUCGAGAAGAUGGAAAACAAGAUGACAGUGGAGGAGGAGAAGGUUAAAGACAGAGAAGAGGCAGCUAGGCUGAAGAAGAGGCUCUUGGAAACCGAAGGAGGACUGUUGCAAGCCCAAAGAACAAUCGAAGAGAUGGAAAGCAAGUCAACACGUUUAGAACAGAUGCUGUUGGAAUCACAGCAGAGGACCCUAACAGCUGAAACAAGGACCAGAGUGGCAGAAGACAAAAUGGCUGCCACCUUGAACAUCACUGAGAACAAAGUUAAGGCUGUUGACCAAAGACUAGCUGAGUUACAAGAGGAGAGAAUUAAAGGUAUCCAAGCUGGGGAACAGAAAGCUAUGCAAGCUUUAAUAGAAGCAGACAGGUUCAAAAUGGAAGUCAGCCAAUUAAAUGAAUCGUCUUCAAACUUGUUGAUGAAAUCUGCUAAGGAAAUGGAGGCAAUGAAGGACAGUGUGUCUCGAGCAGCAGAGUUGGUCCGUUUAACAGAAAGGAGACUGUCUGUUGCUAAAGAGCGGAUAGAUACGGCAGAGAAAAGGAUACAGGUUACUAUAGAGAGAGCUGGGAGUGCAGCUACGCAUCUCCAUUAUGUGGAAAAAGGAACAGCAACAAAUGAGGUAUUUAUUUGA
Messenger RNA from Polyodon spathula (Mississippi paddlefish), 1296 nucleotides. Its product is annotated as tropomyosin beta chain-like. Bases 1 to 1296 code for a protein of 431 amino acids. The transcript is spliced from 4 exons. NCBI's taxonomy places the organism in Eukaryota, Metazoa, Chordata, Actinopteri, Acipenseriformes, Polyodontidae. The record is from RefSeq and is a predicted model, not a curated record.